Molecule: messenger RNA, 3126 nt
Organism: Patiria miniata (bat star)
Lineage: Eukaryota; Metazoa; Echinodermata; Asteroidea; Valvatida; Asterinidae
Exons: 9
Coding region: 39-1358 (439 amino acids)
Source: RefSeq, a predicted model, not a curated record
GAUUUUUAAUACAAAAUGGCCGCCUAAGCAACGAAAUUAUGGCGUCUACGGCAACAGAAAUUACCGUGAAAGCAGUCGAAAACAUUGAUCGGGAUGCUGAAAAGAAAGAUUCAGUGCUGCAUAGACCUCCAUCAGGUAAACCGGUGCAAGAGAAAUGCCAGUGUAAGCACACAGCACCAUCACCCUUGACCCUCUCAGGCUGCCUCGGCACAGCACAGCUCCUCUUUGAACCGACCCCACCAGUCCACAAGAAACCCCCACGAGCUAUGAGUCCUCACGUCAGGAAGAUCCAAAGUGCCAAGGCUCGUCUUAUCCCUUCGUCUUCAUCCAGUAAUGUAAAAGACAAUACCAUCCUUCCUAGGGGCGGGGUCAGGGAUCGUCAGAGGCCAAGCUCUGCCAAUGUACCCCAACGAGAGGCAGGGAACCGACACCGGCCUGGGUCAGCCAUCGGGAACAGACCAGUUCCCAAACAGUUCCUCACUUUUGAAACCAAAGAACAAAAAUCUAGACCAGAGUCUGCUGAAAAAUGUGGUACUGGAAAUUCACCCAAGGAUGUUGGAUUGUACAAGAUGGCUGCAUUUGAUGUCAAGGAUGCAGAAAUCAAAAGAUGGAAGGAAAGGAAGAAAGACCAGCAAGAGAUUGUGGACCGAUCAAUCCCAGAAGACAUUGCCCAACUCAGGCCUUGGCUGACGGAAGACGUUCCCAUGGAUUGGUGUGGAGUAGACUCAUCUUCAUGCCUGAUCUUUCUACCGUCCCUCCUUCAUCAAGUAGAUGACUUACCCGUGGUGCCGCCAGUCCAACGAGCAGAUGAUGUCAUGCCUCAUACUGUCAUUCCCCCUCCUCCAAAACCCUUUGAUCCAAAGAAACUAUUUCAUUAUGACGUGGAGAAGCACAUUCCACCGGAACCGACAUACGAGUCCAGAAACCAGACACAAGCAAGGCGGGGCAUCUAUGCUGCUGAUGGUAGCUUACUGCAUGAUGAAGAGAGGUAUUCAGUCAACAGAACACAAGAGAUCAUCAGGAAGGAAAUUGAAGAUCUGGAAAAUCUCUUACAAGGAAUUGGCAAUGCAGACAGCAGUAACGUCAUGGUGCAGUAUCAAGCAGACAUCAGUAAGCUGCAGUGGUCCGUCAAAGACACUCUGGUCAAAUGCUACCAAAUUGAGAGCCAUUUUCAAAAGGACAAGCCUGAAGAACCAUCAGACUUGCUCGGUCUUCGUGCUUAUAUCAAAGAGAAGGAGGAAAUACUCAAGCAAAUCAAAGCAAGAAGGGAAGCUUGCCUGCUGGAAUUAGAACGGCUGGAAUCAGAGGUUGGUAUGACUAUGCAGAGUCAAGUACUUCAAGUAUUCAAGAGAUUAUAGAGUCCAAUCGAGGGCAGACAGACAGUCUUUGAUGCAGUCAAAAGAAGCUUGCCUGCUGGAAUUGAAACGGCUGGAAUUAGAGGUUGGAAUGACCAUGCAGAGCCAAAUACAUGUACUUCAAAAAUUCAAGAGAUUAUAGUUUGUUUAUACAUGAAAGAAUAAGAAACAAUCUCUGAUGAAAUCAUGAGGAAAUUCACCUGCUGGAAAUAGAAUAGCCUAGAAUCAGAAGUUGGCUUCGACAAUACAAAGCAAUGUACUUUACGGUCCAAGUGGCUAAAAUUCUUUCAGUCGUUUAUAUAAUAGCAUGAGAAAUACCUGAUGUUUUCAAGUCCAAUCUAGUUCAUUGAAGGUCUUGGAUUGAGCCCGCCAGAAGCAUGUAAAUUGCAGGGCAGGAAGGUCAAAGUCACAACAGCUACCAAUAAACAUGUUCAUGUGUUGUCAGAAAUGGAGUUUGUGAUAUGUCUUGAUGUCCCUCGGGAGCAUAUGACAAGGAACGAAAAUGUUUUCAACCUAAACAAUAGAAGGCAACCAAGGGCAAACUUCAAGGUUACAUUAGGUCAAACCAACGUGGAUGUGAUCAUUUUUGUGCAUUGUAAAUUGUUUUUGGAGAAAAAAAAGUUAAUUUAUUUGUAAAGAUUGUUCUUAAUUUGUUUGUACAAAUAGAAAAUCUUUUUUAUGAGGAACAAUAUCUACUACAUGUAGUACAAUUAUGUAAAAAAAGAAGAGGGAGUCACAAAUUUCUUUUUUAAAAAGCCAACUCAUUUUAAACUGUCAGUAAAACUAAAUGAAUUUUUUAAGUCAGAAUAUAUGUGGAUAUAAAAACGGUUGCUUUAUUUUGUGUACAUUCAUAAAUGUUAACUUAUAAAUAAUGAAACUGUUAUGUACAGACAAAAUGUAUGUUUCAUAAGAAAUUAAUAACAAGGUUUACAAAUUUAAGCAGAAAGCCUCAGCAUUUGUUCAUUGUUACAGCACUUUGAAAUAAGCUAGCUGGCUAGUCGUUUGUUCAUAUUUGUUCUUAUAACAUUAAUCUAAUAUGCAGCAGUGUAUAUGGAGAUACAUGCAGGGUCAAAUUUUACAGAUAAAUAUCAAUCAGUAUUUACAAUAUAAACAAAACUGAUGACAAACUUAUUAAUUUACAGAACUGAAAUAAAAUGCAUGAAAGUGAUAAAAAUGAAGAAAAUCUAUGGAAUACUGUUCAACGACUUCUUUCAGAAUUAAAAAGAGCAACAACUGAAUUUUGUGCCUUUUUAAAAUGAGAAAUUAUUUUUGAGAAAGCUAUAUUGUUUUGAAAAUGGUCUAAUAAUUUGUUUGUAUUUUAUGUUGUAUUCUGAACCAAUUUUUACAAUAAAGUAAUGAACAAUAAUUUCAACAUUAAUAGCUUGAAGGCUAAGGUCAUUAAUACGUCAUCCUCGCUAGCUAGGGUAGUUGUGCUCUUGUAGGUCGUAAGAUGGUAGCUUUGCAAUCCAAAUCCACGUAAUCAUUUACUCUCACUCAAUAUUCUUGAUUCAUGAUCUGCGUGGUCAUUUUUUUCUGGAGCUUGUUAGCCAAUAGGAAAGCAGGUAACAUGUAGCCAUUUAAUAUAAUUUUUAAGGCAACAAAAAAAGGACGACCAUUGUGUACGUAUGAGAACCAAAUGUCAAGCAUUUUUGUUUGAACGGCCUACAAUAUCACCAGAGAACUACUGUUCAAAGCCUCUUGAAUGGUGGAGAUGUUUUUGACUGGUGGGGGCCAGAGCUUGUGCCACAUGGCCCAGCCAGUGGCAACCAAA